Molecule: messenger RNA, 1497 nt
Organism: Kluyveromyces marxianus DMKU3-1042
Lineage: Eukaryota; Fungi; Ascomycota; Saccharomycetes; Saccharomycetales; Saccharomycetaceae
Gene: RQT4
Product: Rqt4p
Exons: 1
Coding region: 1-1497 (498 amino acids)
Biological process (GO): regulation of DNA-templated transcription
Cellular component (GO): nucleus
Molecular function (GO): zinc ion binding
Source: RefSeq, a predicted model, not a curated record
AUGACGAAAGAACAGGCUAUUGAAUAUGCUGUGCAAGAGCUGCCGAAUAUUCUACCUUUGGACUCAGAUCAGAUAAAGGAUCUUUGCGAGCAGACCAUCAAGGAAAAUGGAGGAGACUCCGAGAGAAUAGCCCAGGCGUUGUUUGAGAUAUUGGGACAGGACGAUCUGUCGGUGCAUUUUAUCUUUGAGUUCAAUGAGAGGUUGAUGGAGCCUCCAAAGUCGGUGAAACCUGUGGCCCCGGUGAAACCGGUGAGCCCAGUGAAACCUGUGGCCCCAGUUAAGCCAGUGGCCUCAGUGGCCCCAGUGAAACAAGCAAAGCCCGAAACUUCCACUGUGAGGAGUGAUCAUCAUCCCGUGAAGGAAAGUGCCCCCCGGAAAACGUCAAAAGACAGCAAGGAAAUACGGCUAGAGUCCUUGAAAGAUAUUGAUGAUGUGUUGAAGAUGCUAGAGCUUAGGUCCGGAACCGGGAACCCAGAACAGUACAAGUGCAAUUGCCAGGGCACAAGACACCCGAUAUUUGAUCCUGCGCCCAAUUGUCUGCAUUGUGGGAAAAUAAUAUGCGUGAAAGAAGGACUACACAUGAACAAUUGCAGUUUCUGCCAGGAAGAGCUAAUUCCUCGCGAAGAACGUGAGAAUAUCAUGAAGCUACUCCAGAUGGAGAAGGAGCAUAUUGAACUCAAGAAAGUGCAGGAAAAUAUGCCAAAGCCCAAGCCGAAACAGACUAAGAAAUAUAAGAUCACAUCAGGUGCCGGCACAAAUCUAUGGAAGGAACAGGAGAAAAUGCUACAAAGAGUGGAAAAGGACAGGAACCAGGAACGAGAGACCAAGAGACAGCAGAUAUUGAACCAGGAUGAGGAAGCUGGUGGUGACGAGGAUGAGGAAGAGCAGUUGAAAGAAGCACGUAUGCGGCUUGAAAAGCUCUUGCACUACCAGGACACGAGUGCUGAAAGAACGAAAAUCAUUGAUAACGCAAGCGAUUUCGCACUAAAUGAAGACGUAAUGUGGGGGUCAGCGUACGAAAGAGCAUUGCAAUUGAAGAAGCAGCAGCGAAACCUCCGUAAAUGGGAGAAGAUCGAAAAGGAAAGGAACGGCAGACGUGAGAAGAUCGUAUUAGAUUUGACGAUAGGUAAGGAUGGUAAAGUCGUUAUGACCGAAGCUGUGAAAAAGAAGAAUGGCAAUGACAACGUUAAUGCAGCUAGUGAUGAUGAGUUCGACGAUAUAAGUGAUGAGGAAGAUCUUCAAGAUUUAGAGGAUAUUCACAAUUUGAAGGCUGAAAUCAGCUCGCAAAGGGAACAAGAACGCUCGAAACUUCAAAGUAGGGUAUGGGAUUACGAAAAGGCACAAGCAGAAUUUUCUAAACCGGUAUAUGUACCUGGACCCGAUGAACAAACGGAAAAGGUGCCUGAGCGCCCAGAAGUACAGAAAAAGGUACACCGUGUCCAAGUGGGAGAUAAUGAUAGACCUUCACUCCAGGACAAUAUAUUAGCUAUCUUGUAG